This is a messenger RNA of Symbiodinium pilosum, 814 nucleotides long. Lineage: Eukaryota; Dinophyceae; Suessiales; Symbiodiniaceae. The record is from the annotation of a GenBank genome assembly.
GUACUUGGUUAUAGCGACGGGUUCCGCACAAGCAGUCGCCAUUGAUUCCGCAGAUGGCGAGAAGACGGCAGCAUUGUGCCAGUCUCUUGAGGUGAACCUUGUUGCUGUGCUCACUACUCACUACCAUGCAGAUCACUCAGGUGGCAACGCCUUCCUUGCCGCAGCAAAGCCCGGCCUGGAGGUUAUUGCUGGGGAGCGGGAUGCCGACCGCACUCCGGCCGUGACUCGCCAGGUCCGUGAUGGCGAAACGUUUCGGCUGGCAGGUCUACCUUUUCGCUGUGUGGCUACGCCCUGUCACACUCGUGGCCACGUUUGCUUUUUCCUGGAUGCUGACGAUGGACAGGCCCCAGCGCUGUUUUCCGGUGAUGCCCUCUUCGUUGCCGGCUGUGGCAGGUUCAUGGAAGGCACAGCCGUAUCAAUGAGUCGAACACUUCGAGCCCUGGCGGCGCUGCCGGGGGAAACUCGAGUCUUCUGCGGUCACGAGUACACGGUUGGGAACCUGGAAUAUGCUCUGUCCCUGGAGCCAUCACGCGAAUUCCUGCGCGAACGCCUGGCAAAGGCCCAGGCCCAGCGGUCACAGGGUCUGCCCACCGUGCCUUCGACGCUGUCGGAGGAGCUAGAGCAAAAUCCAUUCUUCCGAGCUUCGAAUCCCAUUUUGGCUGCGGCGGUGGACUGUGAUGGUCUCGACGAGCUUGCAGUCCUCAACAAGUUGCGCCGAGGAAAGGACACCUUUACAUUUCCAGGCAAAAUCAUCACCAUGGUCCUUGAUGUAAGAAGCUACUUCUACCCGCCUGCUGACGAUGAGAUUGCCUGA